CAGGACAAAACACAACAGUGAUUAGCAUAGCGUUGGUUAGUACUCACUCCUGUGCGACUUGACGUUGCAGUUUCUGAGGCACGUUUGCGUGGACAUACCCGAGUUCUUGUGGCAGUAUGAGCGCCCAGGCCGAUAGAGUGAUGGACCUAGCGGAGUGGGAAGGCCGCUGGCAGGAAGGAAGAAUCGGCUUUCAUCAGCUUCAUGUGCACAAGAUGCUGGAAAGUAGCAUCGACAAAAUCCUAUGUGGAAGAAAGGGAAUUCGGGUUUUCUUCCCUCUCUGUGGGAAAGCAGUGGACAUGAAAUGGCUAGCAGACAUGGGCCACUCAGUGGUUGGGGUAGAAAUUUCCGAGAAGGGAAUCAAGGAGUUCUUUGAGGACCACGAUUUAAGCUACUCUGAGGAAUUGGUUCCAGAUGUACCAGGAGCCAAGGUGUUUAAGAGCUCUGAUGGCAAGAUAUCCUUAUAUCAAUGUGACCUGUUUAAAUUUUCCAGUGCCGUUGCAGGAAAGUUUGAUGGGAUCUGGGACAGAGGGGCCUUGGUGGCCAUCAACCCUUGUGACAGAGAAAGGUAUGCCGCCUUAAUAUUCUCUUUAAUGGACAAGGAUUGCCGAUACCUCUUAGACACUUUGCAAUACAAUCCAGAGUUGUAUAAAGGUCCACCAUUUUUUGUGCCUGAUGAGGAUGUUAAAACUUUAUACGGCAGGACCUGUGACAUUCAAUUACUGGACUCUGCUGAUGCCUUCGCAGACAAACACAGGGCGUGGGGCGUGGAUUACCUGAUAGAGAAAGUCUAUCUUCUCACUCCAAAUGUUAAAUAAAUUGCCACGGUGUAACUAUUUGCAAGGUGUAACAAUAGGAACACAAGAACACACAUUAAAUUAGCACUUGUACGCAUUCAGUAGGUGUCAAAUUAUGAAGCAUUUUCUACACUGGAGAGAUUCUGGAACCUAAUGCACUCUGGAUCAGUUUUCAUAUUUUUCAUAUUUUUCAUAAAUGAUUAAUUUAGCCAAUAUCACCAAAAAUAAUGGAAUAUCGAGUCUUACCAGGCAUGUUUCAUUCAAAAGCAUAUUAAAUUGGAACACCUGCACAUUCAUGAGUCAAAUUCAUGGGUCAAGAGUCUAUUACAGUAUGUAAAUAGUCAGCAGAAAUUUGGAAUUGCACUGGCAUCAUCUUGGAAAGAACAUACCGGAUACGUAAUACACUUUAAUAGGGAUAUACAGUAAGUCUUGAAAUUGGAAUGACUGCAAGACUAGUCUGGGUAGUAAAAUAAUUUUGUUUCUAACAAAACUAAUAAUAGAAGCUGCUAAUGCUUCCUCAAAUACAAAUAUAGCUUGGGAAAUGUCUUAUUUUUAAUAAUACCUUAAACAUGAAAUGUGAACAAUUUGUGAAAUGUAAAGAUGGUAUCCAGUCUUCUUAAAGUAAUUAAAUACAAUU
Molecule: messenger RNA, 1431 nt
Organism: Anguilla anguilla (European eel)
Lineage: Eukaryota; Metazoa; Chordata; Actinopteri; Anguilliformes; Anguillidae
Product: probable thiopurine S-methyltransferase
Exons: 9
Coding region: 117-815 (232 amino acids)
Molecular function (GO): thiopurine S-methyltransferase activity
Source: RefSeq, a predicted model, not a curated record